This is a messenger RNA of Pantherophis guttatus, 1337 nucleotides long. It is a transcript of the gene NDUFA10, whose product is annotated as NADH:ubiquinone oxidoreductase subunit A10. Lineage: Eukaryota; Metazoa; Chordata; Lepidosauria; Squamata; Colubridae. Gene Ontology annotation, biological process: mitochondrial electron transport, NADH to ubiquinone. Gene Ontology annotation, cellular component: cytoplasm; respiratory chain complex I. The record is from RefSeq and is a predicted model, not a curated record.
GAGGGCGGGGUCUCGGUCGCCGCUGCCAUGUCCUUGGCUGCGCUGCUGCUCCGCGCCCGGGGGGGCCGCCUCGCCGGGAGGCUGGGAAAGAUUCCGGUCAGUUCCCACAGGAACCUUCAGUAUGGCUGGACAGCAUAUUUAAUGGGAGAUAAAGCUAGCGCAAAAUUCACUGAAUACAGCAAAGUCUUCACAGUGGAUGGUAAUCUGCAUGCUGGCACAGCGAAACUCGCCCAACAAGUGGCAGAAAUACUGGGUUUGCGAUAUUUCCCAGAGGCCACCAUUCAUCUGUUAGACCAAUUAACGGGAGAUGGAAAAAACCUAGAUUUAAAAUAUAACGGCAGUUGCUCUGUGAAGACCUUCUACAAUGAGCCUAAGCAUCCAAAUGGAAACUCUUACCGGCUUCAAGCUUGGAUGUACGGUUCCCGCUUCCUACAGUAUGCAGAAGCUCUCGGCCAUCUCUUGAGGACAGGACAAGGAGUCGUGCUGGAACGGUCCCCCUACAGUGACUUUGUUUUCUUGGAGGCGAUGUCAAAGCAAGGCUACAUUCACCCAAGGUGUGUGAAACACUACUAUAGGAUGAAGCAUCUUAGUAUUUGUGAGAUUUUGCCUCCUCACCUGGCCAUUUAUAUUGAUAUUCCUGUCUCAGAAGUUAAGAAAAGGAUUGAUGAGAUAGGCGAGCCCUAUGAAAAAAAAGUCUCAGCAGCAUAUCUUCAAAGCAUUGAAGAUACCUAUAAGAAAUCUUUCCUGCCACAGAUAAGUGAAACCUCUGAGGUCUUGCAAUAUACAGCCAGUGAAGUUGACAGCCUGGAGAGAAUUAUUGAAGACAUUGAACUGCUGAAGUUUGAUAAAGGGCCUUGGCUUGAACAAGAUGAUAUUACCUUGCAUUACCUGAGGCGUCGUGUUAAUGACAAGUCAAAAAUACUGAGUCCUGUGGCGGUUCCCGACUACGUUCCCGAACUCACCGUAGGAGGCCUUGAUGCCGACUCCAUCUUCCACACUUACAGGGAGCUUCCUGGACGCCUGUUUGCCCCUGGUUACAACGCUGAUGUGGGAGACAAGUGGAUCUGGCUCAAAUAGCCCAUUUCUUUGGAAGGAUGAAGUUGGCCACAGAAGGGCGAUGCUAAGCCGCCAGCUGUAAAUAGGUGACAUCUUUAGCAAAGGUGGCAGGUCUUCAGCUGGGAGAAGGAGCCAACAAUAAGGAAGGUACCUUUAGCGUUCAAUCAAGAUUCUUCUGAGCAGAAUCCCACGAAGGCAAAGAAGGGAUACUGUGGCAAGCUCAGUGAAUAAAAUAGCAUCUGGAGCUUCCUAUAGCUGAAAACCUGAAGUUCCUCAAUAUA